AUCUUCUCUGCUAUUACACUGAAGUAACUGAACUCAUCUUCUUGAAUUCUCUUUUCGCCAUUCAAAAUCUUCCAUCUUCUCCAUUAUGCUAAGAUUCUAGCUUUGAUUUCCUUACAAAUGGCGCUAAAAACCCUAAUUCAAUUCCCAGUUUUCGCGCCUCCAAAGCCACCAGACCAUCAUCAGCGGCUAGUCACCGAAAUCCGUUUCUCUAGGUGGAACAACGCUAAUGCGCAGAAAUUCGUCCGCCAUGAACGCAAGCAGAAGGAUAUAGAAGACGAGCUCCGUUUUGUGAAGCGUUUCGAUUCCGCAGAUAGGAUUGCUAACAACUACGAGAAUUCUACGGCCACAAACGGUGGAACCGGCACGUUUAGGUCCAGGGGAACUCCUUCGAGUCCUUCUCGUUCUUCAAUUCCAGGUAAACGCUCGAAAUACUCCAAACCAGAUAAGGAAAGGGAAACGGAAACGCACCCUGCGUUUCGCAGGACUGUUACGACGAGGAGAAUCCCGAAUGAUUCUACAACGGGUGGAAAAGCGGAAGUUAAAAUUGGCGAAGAUGGUGUCUCUUACGUUAUUCAAGAUGCUCCUUUUGAGUUUCAGUAUAGUUAUACCGAGACUCCAAAGGUGAAACCUUUAAGGUUAAGGGAGCCACCGAUUGCGCCUUUUGAGCCGAGUACAAUGUCAAGACCAUGGACUGGACGAAAACCGUUUCCCCCCAGCAAGAAGAAGAUUGAAUUUGAUUCGUUUAAGUUACCUCCACCCGAUAAGAAGGGUGUCAAGCCAGUGCAAGCUCCCGGACCUUAUUUAGCUGGUUCAGGGCCAAAGUACGUUACGUCUAGAGAUGAGAUAAUUGGCGAACCAUUGACUAAGGAAGAAAUCGAGGAUCAUAUACAAAAUGCUAAGAAAUCUUCCCGUCAAAUGAACAUGGGUAGAGAUGGUUUAACCCACAACAUGUUAGAAAACAUUCAUGCUCAUUGGAAGAGGAAAAGGGUUUGUAAGAUAAAAUGUAAAGGAGUGUGUACAGUUGAUAUGGAAAAUGUUUGCCAGCAAUUAGAGGAAAGAACUGGAGGGAAAAUUAUAUUUCAUCGAGGAGGAGUUAUAUACCUUUUCCGAGGUAGGAAUUAUAACUAUAAGACUCGGCCACGAUAUCCUCUUAUGUUGUGGAAACCUGCAAGUCCUGUGUAUCCAAGAUUGGUUAAACGAGCACCCGAUGGUCUUACCCUUGAAGAAGCUUAUGAAAUGCGAAAGAGAGGACGCGGCUUAAUACCAAUACUCAAACUUGGUAAGAAUGGUGUUUAUUGUGGCCUGGUGAAAACUGUCAGGGAAGCAUUUGAAGCUUGUGAAUUGGCGAGAAUUAACUGUGAAGGAAUGAAUCCAAGUGACUAUCACAGAAUUGGUGCAAAAUUGAAGGAUCUAGUUCCAUGUGUGCUCAUUUCGUUUGAGAAUGAACACAUCCUAGUCUGGAGGGGAAGAGAUUGGGUUUCCUCAUUUCCAAAGCUCGAUGAUGACAAGACAAACGAUGAAACACAAAUACAAGAAACCAAUGAUGAAUCUAAGGACGCAAAUAUCCCUUCCUUUCCUACUCUUGAUAUGGGUAAUGCAAGCGUUGAGAAUUUCGAUGCCAAUCUAGCGAAAGCCGAUGAUGUUAUCGAUGAUCCUCAACCCUUACCUGAGAAUGAUGCAAACCAGAUCAAAUUGGAUGAUGAUGCUAUCAAUGAUCCUCAACCCUUACCUGAAAAUGAUGCAAACCAGAUCAAAUUGGAUGAUGAUGCUAUCAAUGAUCUUCAACUAUUACCAGAAAUUGAUGCAAACCAGAUCAAAUUGGAUGUUACAAUUUCUACCACUAAUGACCUAAUAAAAAGCACAGAAUAUGAAGAUGUCUCGGAAAGGUCACGAGAUCAUAUCGAUAAAUUGCGAUUGAGAGUGACAUCACUUUGGAAGAAGGCUAUCGAGAGUGGGAGUGCAAUUGUGUUGGAUAAUUCAAGUAUUGACGAUGCUGACAUCGUCUUCAAAAGUGCUGUAACAUUUGCCAAGUCUGCUCCGGCUGGGCCAGUGUUCAAGCUUCGACCAAAGAAGUUGGCGGUUGAUAGAUUCGAAAAACGCGUAACAAAGAAGUUGGAUGAGCGCCCCAAUCUAGACACUGAUGUUUUUAAUAUAGAAAUGUUGGAUUUGGGAAAAGGUGGUCCUGAAAAUGAGAAGAGUCCUAAAAGGAAUAGAAAAAAGGGUGAUAAUGUUGUCUUUCAUAGUUUGGAUGUUGUUCCUCGAGGGAGCCUGAGAGUAGAUGAACUUGCUAAGCUAUUAGCUUGAUGUAUUUGGUUUUGGUUUUGUUUUUGUGCUGUAUUAAUGUACAGGCAUAUUUGGUUGCAUUUUUUAUUAUAAGAAAAAUUAUCAAGA
This is a messenger RNA of Impatiens glandulifera, 2391 nucleotides long. Its product is annotated as CRS2-associated factor 1, chloroplastic. The transcript has 5 exons. The record is from RefSeq and is a predicted model, not a curated record. Gene Ontology annotation, molecular function: RNA binding. The coding region runs from base 118 to 2304 and encodes 728 amino acids. Lineage: Eukaryota; Viridiplantae; Streptophyta; Magnoliopsida; Ericales; Balsaminaceae. Gene Ontology annotation, biological process: Group II intron splicing.